ACCCUAGGACAGCUAGUGAGUUACAUUUUGCUAAAGACAAGCAACCUCUCUCUCUCUCUCUCUCUCUCUCUCUCUCUCUCUCUCUCAUGUGCCCUGCAAACUGCAACCUGCAGUACCUCUCUCUGCAAAGAAAGGCCCCCAAGUAAAGAUCUUUUUUCAUUCAAAAUCUCUUUUCAAAUUUGAAUGGCAGCCUUUUUGCAUAUUAGACGUGCUUAUGAUCCCCAAAAUCAUUCUCCGGUCAAUGCCCUCUCCAGUGGAAUUUGUUGAAAGAAAUGAAAUGGACAGGAAAGAGAUCCCAUGAAUGAAGCUUUUCUUCAGUUGUUUCAGUUCUCAUUUCUCUUCUUCAUCCAAGACCAUGAAGUUCUCUUCCAAGUGUAUUCUUAGCCCAGGCAGCAGCAGGGGCAAUAGAGAACCAUCUCAGAUUUCUUUAUCCUCUUCCUUGAGCAGGAAGCUUAGAAGUAAUAGGAGCAUCAGAAGCGGACAAGCUUCUCCAAUGUUCCCAACAGCGGCCAAGAAAAAAGGCGGUGCCUUUGAGAAUCCAGAGCCUUCUUCCCCCAAGGUAACGUGCAUUGGGCAGGUGAGGGUGAAAACCAGAAGACAGGGAAAGAAGAUUAAGACAAGAUCCAUGAGAAGAAAAGAAGCAAACCCAAAUCUCAGCGGACAAAAAAGCCAGAAUUUUGAGUAUCAGAAUCACCAGAAUCUGCGACAGGAGUGUUUGCCUCAUCAAAAUCAGAGGUGGGUUCAUCUUCCUCUCACAAUUUGUGAAGCUCUGAGGGGAUUUGGAGCUGAGUUCAACAAUUGCUUCUUUCCUUGUUGGUCUUGUAAAUCAAUUGAGAAAGAUGAAGAGAAUAAAGUAGGAGGAGGGACAGGGGGAUCCGGACGUGGGGCUGCAUUUGCAGGAUGGCUGGCGGCUUUAGAAGAAGGAGAGAAAGAUAGAACGGAUAGGUUAGAGGGGAGCCAGAGAAGACGUGUGCUAGAAGAUAUUGAUAUCGAGGCGGAGAAGCAAGAUGAUUUUGUAGGAGAAGAAGGGAAGGCAAGGGUGAGUGUAUGCAUUCCGCCAAAGAAUGCUCUAUUGUUGAUGAGGUGCAGAUCUGAUCCUGUGAAGAUGGCAGCUCUGGCUAAUCGGUUUUGGGAGUCACCGGCUCAGAAAUAUGAAGAAAGAGAGGGUAAUGGUGAUGAAGAUGGAGAAGUAGAAGAUGAAGUGCAGAGACAUAUUGAAAUUCCAACCCAAAUAAGAGAGGAUAAUGCUUGUGGAGAUCAUCUAAUCCCAGAUGCAGAAAUAGAAGCCACAGUAAUGAAGGGUUUCGAACGUGGCAGUAGAGAAAUCCUAGAAGAAAAGGCAGAGGAUGGAAGAGUGAACUGUAAUCUGCAAAGUGAAACCUUGUUCUGUGUGCCUUCGCAUGAAGGUCAAGUUGAUCUCGAAAAGCUAGAAGUUGAAGAUGUUCAGCCCAAUAUGCUCCAAGACGGUGAAGAAGAACUGAACGAGAAAGAAGGCCACAUUGAACAAAAAGAUGCAGAACGUGCUUCCUCCCCAGCAAUUAUGGCUCAAAUUUCAACAAAAACCACUGUGGAGGAUGAGAAAGACACUACAGAGAGCCUUCGGGAAGACAAGGAGACAGCGACCCGAGACAGACCCGUCCUUGAUUACUCAAAACUCCCAGAACAAAAGGUGGUUGUGGAGACAAAGGAGCGAGUAAACCAAUCAGAACCAAAGAGGGGAAGCAGCUCUGGUUUGCCGGAGUGCUUGCUUUUGAUGAUGUGUGAGCCGAAGUUGUCCAUGGAGGUUUCGAGGGAGACUUGGGUCAGCAAUACGGACUUCAUCCGAUGGCAUCCCGAGAAACCUGUGAAGAAAAAGGACAGCGGUGACGAGCCCAGUAAGAGAAUCAGCGUCGACUCUAAACCGCCGCUGCCGCCGAGGUCGUCUUGUUCAUUUCCGGCUCCGGCGGCGGGAAUGUCGAUGGCGACCAUGAUAGAGCAGAAGCUCGGGGAAUCCAAUGCAUGCGAGCCGUUAGUUCUCACGCGCUGUAACUCGGAGCCGAUGAGGUCAUCGGCUAUCCUCGCGCCAGAGGCUUGUUUCUGGAAAAACAGGAAGCUGGAGCCAAACCAUCCAGCGGCUACGCUCCGGAUCGGCGAGGCUGGGGUUGGUUUCUGACCUCAAAAUUUUAUUUAUUUACUUUUUAAUUUCUAAAAUAAUCAUCGUACAUUGUAAGAGCUGCGCGGGUAAUUUUAGUUAGUCCUAUGUAGUAGUGGUCUUGCCAGUUUAGCUUUUUCUAGAAUAGUUUCAGAAAUUAUUCACUGUAGCCUUGUACUCGCUUUGGCUCUGUAACUUGGUCAUAAAGUUUUGCGUUCAAGCCUCAAUCCUUUGGAGGAGUUAAUAGUAAUUUACCCUAAUUGUAGAUA
Molecule: messenger RNA, 2400 nt
Organism: Prosopis cineraria
Lineage: Eukaryota; Viridiplantae; Streptophyta; Magnoliopsida; Fabales; Fabaceae
Exons: 1
Coding region: 302-2152 (616 amino acids)
Source: RefSeq, a predicted model, not a curated record